UGUUAUAGUUUUGCCGCUGGACUCUUCCCUCCCUUCCCCCACCCCAUCAGGAUGCUAUGAGACUUGAAGAAGACGAUGCAUACAGGAGGAGAGACUUCAGCAUGCAAACCUUCAUCUGUUCGGCUUGCACCGUCCUUUUCAUUCCAUGCUGCUGGCCUUCAGAUGGCUGGACAGAUGCCCCACUCACAUCAGUACAGUGACCGUCGCCAGCCAAACUUCAGUGACCAGCAAGUUCCUGCCUUAUCAUAUUCUGACCAGAUUCAGCAACCUCUAACUAACCAGGUGAUGCCUGACAUUGUCAUGUUACAGAGGCGGAUGCCCCAAACCUUUCGUGAUCCAGCAACUGCUCCUCUGAGAAAACUUUCGGUCGACUUGAUCAAAACAUAUAAGCAUAUUAAUGAGGUUUACUAUGCAAAAAAGAAACGAAGACACCAACAAGGCCAGGGAGACGAUUCCAGUCACAAGAAGGAGCGCAAGGUUUACAACGAUGGUUACGAUGAUGAUAACUAUGAUUAUAUCGUAAAGAACGGAGAAAAGUGGAUGGAUCGCUAUGAAAUUGACUCCUUGAUAGGCAAAGGUUCAUUUGGACAGGUUGUAAAAGCCUAUGAUCGAGUGGAACAAGAAUGGGUUGCCAUUAAAAUAAUAAAGAACAAGAAAGCGUUUCUGAAUCAAGCCCAGAUAGAAGUGCGGCUGCUUGAGCUCAUGAACAAACAUGACACUGAGAUGAAAUACUACAUAGUGCAUUUGAAACGCCACUUUAUGUUUCGAAACCAUCUUUGUUUAGUUUUUGAAAUGCUGUCCUAUAAUCUCUAUGAUUUGUUGAGGAACACCAACUUCCGAGGGGUCUCUCUGAACCUAACACGAAAGUUUGCACAGCAGAUGUGCACAGCACUGCUUUUCCUUGCGACUCCAGAACUUAGUAUCAUUCACUGUGACCUAAAGCCUGAGAACAUCCUCCUGUGUAACCCCAAACGAAGUGCAAUCAAAAUUGUUGAUUUUGGCAGUUCCUGUCAGUUGGGGCAGAGGAUAUACCAGUAUAUUCAGAGUCGCUUUUAUCGGUCUCCAGAGGUGCUACUGGGAAUGCCUUAUGAUCUUGCUAUUGACAUGUGGUCCCUUGGAUGUAUCUUGGUUGAAAUGCAUACUGGAGAGCCUCUGUUCAGUGGUGCCAAUGAGGUAGAUCAGAUGAAUAAAAUAGUGGAAGUUUUGGGCAUCCCACCUGCUCAUAUUCUUGACCAAGCACCAAAAGCAAGAAAGUUCUUUGAGAAGUUGCCCGAUGGCACUUGGAACUUAAAGAAGACCAAAGAUGGAAAACGGGAAUACAAACCACCAGGAACCCGGAAACUUCAUAAUAUUCUCGGAGUAGAGACAGGAGGACCUGGAGGACGGCGUGCUGGGGAAUCGGGUCAUACUGUAGCUGACUACUUGAAGUUCAAAGACCUCAUUUUAAGGAUGCUUGAUUAUGACCCCAAAACUCGAAUUCAACCUUAUUAUGCCCUGCAGCACAGUUUUUUCAAGAAGACAGCUGAUGAAGGUACAAACACAAGUAACAGUGUGUCCACCAGCCCUGCGAUGGAGCAGUCUCAGUCUUCAGGCACCACCUCCAGCACCUCGUCCAGCUCAGGUGGGUCCUCGGGAACGAGCAACAGUGGGAGAGCCAGGUCAGACCCAACGCACCAGCAUCGGCACAGCGGGGGACACUUCACAGCUGCUGUCCAGGCCAUGGACUGUGAGACACACAGCCCUCAGGUGCGCCAGCAGUUUCCGGCUCCUCUGGGCUGGUCAGGCACUGAAGCUCCUACACAAGUCACUGUUGAAACUCAUCCUGUUCAAGAAACAACCUUUCAUGUAGCCCCUCAGCCGAAUGCAUUGCAUCAUCACCAUGGAAACAGUUCCCAUCACCACCACCACCACCAUCACCAUCACCACCACCAUGGACAGCAAGCCUUGGGUAACCGGACCAGGCCAAGGGUCUACAAUUCUCCAACAAAUAGCUCCUCUACCCAGGAUUCCAUGGAGGUUGGCCACAGUCACCACUCCAUGACAUCCCUGUCUUCCUCAACGACUUCUUCCUCUACAUCUUCCUCCUCUACUGGUAAUCAAGGCAAUCAGGCCUACCAGAACCGCCCAGUGGCUGCUAAUGCCUUGGACUUUGGACAGAAUGGAGCUAUGGACGUUAACUUGACCGUCUACUCCAAUCCCCGCCAAGAGACUGGCAUAGCUGGACAUCCCACGUACCAAUUUUCUGCUAACACAGGCCCUGCACAUUACAUGACUGAAGGACACCUGACCAUGAGGCAAGGGGCUGAUAGAGAAGAGUCUCCCAUGACAGGAGUGUGUGUGCAACAGAGUCCUGUAGCUAGCUCGUGACUACAUUGAAACUUGAGUUUGUUUCUUGUGUGUUUUUAUAGAAGUGGUGUUUUUUUCCCAAAACAAAGUGCGAAGCUGCUUGAAUCAGAAGGAGAUUGACACACUGAACCGCUACCAGAGGGCAAGGCUGCUUGAAUCAGAAGGAGACUAACACACUGAACCGCUACCAGAGGGCGAAGCUGACUCUUUUUUUAACUUGAAAAGAUUGCAAAGGGACAGUGAAGUUUUUAAGAGCCAUGUCCACCUGUCUUCACAGAGAGCUCCGAGGUGCCCUCUUUUUGUCCCCUUUUAACCUGCCAUCUCCCUGUCACAGUGGGUUUGUCUUUCUAUCCAACAAAAGUUCAUGUUCAGAUGUUGGUCUUGGUCAUUUGCCAACUAAUUUUAAAAUAAAAAGGCACUGCACAUAAUUUGCAUAAAGGGCCCCAUAAGGGUGUUUUGGUUUUUUUCUUUUUUUCUUUUUCUUUUUUUUUUUUCAUUUUUAAAUUUUCUCCUUUUCCCCAUGUUUUGUUUUGGGUUGGGGUAGGGCGUGAGAUUUGGGUUUUCUGUCCUCUACAUGUUUGGGCACGGAAUGCAGUACUGUAAGGAAGAGGGCCUCCAGCUCACACAGACACCAUCUUCUGCUGUGUGAGAGGAACGAUUGUGUUGACAUUUGGAAGGCACAGUAAGCAUGCUAAGUGGCGGGGAUCAGGACUCUCCUAUCUGAGCCUACCGAGGAGCAAAGCAGCAAUUCCAUGGGAUCCUGUGGCUCUCCUGUUGGAGAGGCCAUGGGAAGAUAGGAAUGGAACGGGACUGGUCUCCCCAGCAAGGUGCACUGAGAAGCAAACACCGGGUCAGUUGUGGCCAGUCCUGGGGAGGUCUGAGUGGUGGUCUUUGGGAUAACCUUUGGCCUUAUGGAUUUGGACUCGAAGUUAGAAGAGCCUACCAUUUCAGAUACAAUCACUUGCGGACAUGCGUUUGCAGACAGUCCUUAAUGCUGAAAACACAGAGAAUGGGUAAUUCAAGAGGCCUUUCUUUUAAAAUAGACUUUUGUGACCCACUAAUUGUAAGGUAUUGCAAGGUCACUUUGCGUGUGUCAUAAAGCUGACUCCCUAUUGGUUGAAGGCCACAGACGUAGUGGUUUGCUUUGAUGGAAAUAGCUACAGCUGUGUCCUUCCUGCUUUUUACCUUUUCUUUGGCUUUUUCUCGGCACGUGGUGUCGUCACCAUUUCUUCUGCACAAAGACGUCUUCUGUUCAUCCUGAACAUUUUAAAAUGCAGAAUUUUAUGUGACUGCUUUUUUGCCUCACAAUUAUGCUGUGAAUUUUACAAAAAUUUAUUUUCUUUUUGAUAAUUUAUUGUACCAAAGCUGUUUUUAUAGCACAUAGAUGUCUGUAACCGAUGAUGUAGCAGUCCUGCACUUUGACACAAGGUGUGACUAGACCAUUUUCAAUGUCAGUGGGAAUUAUGGCUGUACUAUUGCUUAAACAAAACUGGAACUGUUGUCGAGUCCAUAGCCAAGACAUUACAGCAAUCUGUGUACUGGACAGAAUAGACUGACACCUAACUCGAGAGUAAACACCUGCCACAUUCUAAAUGCAUUCAGGCUUCUAAAGGGAAAGGGACACUGGAUCCAGACACUGUGGAGCCAGCAGCUAAUGCUUGUACUCCCGAGUAACUUACUUGUAAACUUGAAUGUGAGGCCUUGACUGAACCAACAGGUCCACAGUAGGGCAGGAGGCGGGCAGAGCCUGAGCAGGACCCGUGAGCAGGCUGGCGUUAGCAGGUGCCUCCUCGGAGAUUAUGCUGCCUUCAUGUAACACAGUCUGGCAGUGGCUAAAUUUGUGUUCCCAUUUAAACUGAGCAAUUUUAGGGUGUUACACUCUUAAGCAGUGGGAUUGGGAGAGUGAAGACAGAGUAAUUUCCCUGUCCAGGACCUCACGAAGCCUAGGACCUACCUCUGCCUGCCGACAGCCCUGUUGGGAGCAGCUCAGCAGAACACCACGUUACUUUUUAUUGGUCAGCUCCAUGUGGCUGACUAGGUCAAUUUUUUCCCCCUGAGCAAAAGCAGGUUUUUACUGUAACAGUGACAGAAGAAAGGCCCGAAACCCUGUGAGUGUGCGUGGGAACUUGGAGAGCCUGUUUAUAAACACAAACACUUUGGUUGUUAAUCAGGAAAUCCAUAUUUAUUUUGUAAUUAAAUGUCAAGCCUGUGGAUUGUUUUGAACUUGGUAGUCGAUGAGAGUUUACGUGAAUAAAGGCGUCACCUCGAGUGCAGCUCGGUCAGAAGGGAUGCGGUGGCGGCACCUGCUGCUUAGAAACCCCAACACCACACCAGGUGGCUCAGGUCUUUUUUUCUCCCCUGUGCUGGUUGCCACAUUGUAGCAAGCACCAAAAAAGAAAGCAGUUUUUAAGCUGAUCCUUACAUAACGGAAACCACACAAUCCAGUGCUUCUGCAUACUGUGUUAUGUUACAGUCCAGUUUUGUGUGCUUUACUACACAGUUUGGUUACAGGACUUCUGUGCAUUGUAAACAUAAACAGCAUGGAAAAGGUUAAAUACCUGUGUUCAGAUUGUAAGAUCUAGUCCGGACUUGCUGUGUAUAUUGUAACGUUAAAUGAAAAAAGACCCCCCUUUGUAUUAUAGUCAUGCGGUCUUAUGUAUGAUAAACAGUUGAAUAAUUUGUCCUCA
Molecule: messenger RNA, 5033 nt
Organism: Myodes glareolus (Bank vole)
Lineage: Eukaryota; Metazoa; Chordata; Mammalia; Rodentia; Cricetidae
Source: RefSeq, a predicted model, not a curated record